AUGGCGGCAACUCUCAAUUCUGACACCAUCUCCAAGAUCACUGAAAAGGAAAAGGAGAUAAGUGGACGAGAUGGACCAGUCAGAGGUGGGCCAACAGCUAAAGCCCAAAGUCAUGUCGGCCAGCAGAUCGAUAGCAAAACAAUUCGUGCUAUAAAUGAGGGCGAGCAAAAGAUCACCGGUCGCGAAACGCUCAAGUCUGGUCCUACUGCUGAAGCUCAAAGCAUGGCAACCAGGAAUGACCAGACGACUAGCACCGCAACCAACAGCAAUGUUAAUACCACAUCUAGAAAUCGCAAUGCAACAAGUAAUCACAGUGGCAUACUCGACUCAUCUACGAUCGCGCAGAUCCAUGAAGCUGAAUCUGAAAUAACUGGGUCAGCGGACCCUGUGAGUGGUGGCCCAACCGCACAAGCCCAAAGACAUGCAAACGAGGCUAUCAACAGCGACAACCUUCACGACAUCACCGAGGGCGAGAAGAUAAUCACUGGAGGCGAACGAGUAAAGGGUGGUCCUACUUCAACUGCGCAGAGUGAGUUGGGAAAGAGUCGGUCCUAG
Molecule: messenger RNA, 555 nt
Organism: Exophiala bonariae
Lineage: Eukaryota; Fungi; Ascomycota; Eurotiomycetes; Chaetothyriales; Herpotrichiellaceae
Exons: 2
Coding region: 1-555 (184 amino acids)
Source: RefSeq, a predicted model, not a curated record